Messenger RNA from Paramecium primaurelia, 594 nucleotides. NCBI's taxonomy places the organism in Eukaryota, Ciliophora, Oligohymenophorea, Peniculida, Parameciidae. The record is from the annotation of a GenBank genome assembly.
AUGAUACUACUCAUUGUUUUAGUUUAUACAACUCAUCAAACUCUCAUUUAUUAAUUUCAUGCAAAUUCUGCCAUAAGAGAUGGUAAUUUCUUAUUAUUUUUAUUUUAGAAUGGCAAGAUCCUUUUAAUAAUUUUGAUUUCAAUACUUGUGGAGGGAUUCAAUAUUUUGGGAAAUCUACUAGUGAUGAUUGGAUUGUAAUUAGCAGAAUAUUUGUAGAUCUAGAACCUCAUUCUCAUAUUAUCGUGGAUGCAGAAUAUCUUAAGUAAUUAUAUUCUUAAUUACAAAAGUAUUGAUUACAAUUAUAAACCUAAUUUUUAUAUAGAUGAACAAUAUAUCAAUUAUUAGUCAGUGAUAUCAUCAUCUUAACUUUGUGGUAAUAUACAAUUUGAUUAUAUAAAUACUAUUUCUAUUAUUCGUUAACAUAAUAGAAGAACUGUUUGGAUAUAUAUUGCUUAGUAUUAUGCAGGAGGAGGAUUAAUAUCAUUGAGAUUAAGUAUGAUUAAAUGUUAGUAUGAUGUGCUGGAUGCAUAGAGAAUUAUAAUACAAUUUGUUUAUAAUGGAAAUUGCAUUAAUAUUCAUUUAAUUAGAAAUUGA